Neltuma alba is the source of this 1431-nucleotide messenger RNA. Its product is annotated as FCS-Like Zinc finger 11-like. The record is from RefSeq and is a predicted model, not a curated record. Lineage: Eukaryota; Viridiplantae; Streptophyta; Magnoliopsida; Fabales; Fabaceae.
CUGGGUCCUAAGGGCUUACUAGAUUCUGAUUCAGUUAGGAGCCCAACAUCUCCACUUGAUGUUAGGGUGCUGUCAAACUUAGGAAACGCAAUUAGAACCCCAAGAUCAUCUACCCAUGAGGGGAAUCAAAGGAGCUGGGAAUGCGGCAAAGUAGGCCUAAGCAUAAUAGAUUCUUUGGACGAUUGUGCUAAAUUUUCGGGGAAAAUUCUCCGACCAUCAGAGAGUAAGAAUCUCAGUCCCAGUCCAAGAAUGAGGGUGAAAAUUCCAAAUUGUCAAGCCUAUACUGAUUCUUUUGAGGCAUCUAAAUCCUUACCCAAGGAUUUUUGUAAGCCUCCUUAUAGCAAGAGUGGGUCUAUUUCUGGCAAGGGUGAAUCAAGAGUUCUCUUUGAAAUUGGAGAAACCCGUCCAGAGAUUGAGCCAUUUGGAAAAAAAACCCUUUCUGGUUUAACUCAUUCGAACAUUGAUUUGAUCUCUGAGAUUACCAUGAAAAAUAUGAUCCACCAAGUGGGCUCUCCUCCUCAUUUUAACGGGGGAAGCCAGAACUCAAGCACCUUAUCUCAUACAGAAUUCAAUUCGAAACCUUCAUCCAUAUGUACAUCAAAUGAAUUUGUUGGUUCCCUAUCAGCUGGUGAGAUUGAACUUUCUGAGGACUACACAUGUGUAAUUUCCCGUGGUCCUAAUCCAAAAACUACUCAUAUUGGAGAUUGCAUCCUGGAAGGUCAUCCUAAUGUUUUUGGAAACCAUUGUAAGAAUCAAGAGGGGAUACAAUAUCCCUCUAGUGACUUUUUGAGUGUCUGUUACCAUUGUGACAAGAAACUGGAGGAGGGGAAAGAUAUUUAUAUAUAUAGGGGUGAAAAAGCAUUUUGCAGUUUAAGUUGCCGGGCUCUGGAGAUCAUGAUUGAUGAGGCACUCGAGAAGAAAUCAAAUCCAUCUUCUGGAAAUUCUUCUCCAAAACCAGAAAAUAAUGAGGAAGUUCCUCCGCCUGGCAUUUUCACAGCCACCUAGAGGCUUUUUCUGCCAUGCCCACCUUGACCCUGACAAGGGUGGAUGCAGUUGAUCAUCUGUUCAUAGAAGAGCUGUCUUGUGUGCAUCAAUCAGCAGCCAUGGAUGAUCAUUUUGUACAUCACUGCGUUUGCCAUUGGUGUUUCAGCUUUCAUGCUCCUGGUGGAUGAUGGCUCUUGAACGGCUAGUUUUGGUUUUCAUAUAACUAGAGAUAUCAUGUUGUCAAACUUGCUGAUACUGGUAGCUUAUUUUACCCCAUGCAGAAAGGGUUGAAGCCGAUUUUUCUGCCUUCCCCUUCUAUUCAAUUUAGCUUGCAAUCUACAUUACCUCUGCAUUAUGUUAAAAAUCAAUGUAUACUAUCCGGACCUGUUUUUGACUGAAAUCAUACAUGUGAUUUUAGCAGGGUAUAAACCUAUUUCCUGGGAACAA